Messenger RNA from Galleria mellonella (greater wax moth), 778 nucleotides. RefSeq names its product malignant T-cell-amplified sequence 1 homolog (gene MCTS1). Gene Ontology annotation, biological process: formation of translation preinitiation complex. Lineage: Eukaryota; Metazoa; Arthropoda; Insecta; Lepidoptera; Pyralidae. The coding region runs from base 135 to 683 and encodes 182 amino acids. The transcript is spliced from 5 exons. The record is from RefSeq and is a predicted model, not a curated record. Gene Ontology annotation, molecular function: RNA binding.
UCAUUGGCUGACACAGUAGUUGUUGAUUUUUGUCAUAGACGAUUGUUCUUUAAACGUCAACUUGCAAAAAUUUCAUCUUUAAGUGUAGAAACAUAAUAUAUAGCUGUGGGAAUCAGUCUGCAAGACACAGCAAUAUGUUUAAAAAAUUCGAUGAAAAGGAAAGCAUAUCGGGUGUCCAGCAGCUGAAGUCCUCUGUACAGAAAGGGAUUCGCACUAGAUUGCUCGAACUAUAUCCCCAUUUGGAGAACUACAUCGAUCAGGUGCUGCCCAAGAAGGAUACAUUUAGGAUCGUCAAAUGUCACGACCACAUUGAGAUCAUGGUGAACAGCGCUGGCGAGCUGUUGUUCUUCCGCCAUCGUGAAGGACCCUGGAUGCCUACGCUUCGUCUAUUGCACAAAUAUCCGUUCUUCCUACCAAUGCAGCAGGUAGACAAAGGUGCUAUCCGCUUCGUGCUCAGUGGUGCCAACAUAAUGUGUCCAGGGUUGACGUCACCCGGUGCAAGGAUGUCAACCGUAGAAAAGGGGCAGGUGGUCGCCGUUAUGGCGGAGGGCAAAGAGCACGCCCUAGCUGUUGGAAUGACUGCCCUCUCUACUGACGACAUAGCUAAAGUGAACAAAGGCGUAGGAAUUGAGAACUGUCAUUAUCUUAACGACGGCUUGUGGCAAAUGAAACCAGUGAAGUAGAUGAUACAACAUGUAUAUCUAAACAUUUUUCAAUAUUUAUAUUAACUUAAUUUAAGAUUUUUUUUUAAAUAAAUAUUUAAUAAGUAUGAUAACAA